Molecule: messenger RNA, 840 nt
Organism: Penicillium malachiteum
Lineage: Eukaryota; Fungi; Ascomycota; Eurotiomycetes; Eurotiales; Aspergillaceae
Product: dodecenoyl-CoA isomerase
Exons: 2
Coding region: 1-840 (279 amino acids)
Biological process (GO): fatty acid beta-oxidation
Cellular component (GO): peroxisomal matrix
Source: RefSeq, a predicted model, not a curated record
AUGUACGACGAGAACUGGAUCAAGGUCUCCUACCAAGAUCGCAUUGCGAUUAUCACUCUCAAUCGUCCUGAUAAACUAAACGCCUUGAAUGGAGACCUAUACUACAAACUCGCUACAAAGCUUCAAGAGAUCGACCAGCGCGAUGACAUCUUCAUAACCGUCCUAACCGGUACAGGCCGAUUCUUCUCCGCCGGCGCAGAUGUGAACACCACCCGCCCAGGUUCCGGAAACGAAGGCGAGGAGUCCGAAUCAGUCCGCCGACUUCUUAUGCGUAACUUUGUCGCCAACAACAUCGACGUAACCCGCACCUUCUACAACCAUACCAAGAUUCUCAUCGUCGCACUCAAUGGCCCAGCAGUAGGUCUUUCCGCCGCGCUGGUCGCACACGCGGAUUUCAUUUACGCCGCUCCGCACGCGUUCAUUCUCACGCCCUUUUCCUCAAUUGGACUUGUUGCCGAGGGAGGCGCUAGUCGUACCUUUGUUCAGAGACUAGGGAUUGCGAAAGCGAAUGAAGCGCUACUAAUGAGCAAGCGGAUUACCUGUGAAGAGCUCGUGAGCACUGGAUUCGUGAAUAAGGUUAUCAAGGCGGAUUCGGGCCGAUCGGAUGAUUCGGUGGGUUUCUUGAAGAAUGUUCUUGUUGAGGUUGAGGAGAGAUUAGGAACGCAUUUGAACCAGACCAGUCUGUUGAAAAUUAAGGAGUUGGUUCGACGGCCUGAGAGAGAGGUCUUGGAUCGUCAGAAUGGUCUUGAGGCUUUUAUGGGACUGGAGAGAUUUUUGAGUGGAGCGCCACAGGAGGAGUUCCGGAAGUUGGCCUCUGGUGAGAAGAAGCAUAAGCUUUAG